AUGGCCAGAAAAUAUGAAGGACAUGCAAUUGGAAUUGACCUUGGUACAACCAACUCGCGUAUUGCUGUGUGGCAGGAGCAAAACAACAGAGCGGAGAUAAUCUACAAUGAAGCUUCUUUUGUUGCUUUCACUGAUGAUAGAAGGUGGUUGAUUGGUAAUUCUGCCAAAAAUCAAGCAGCCUCUAAUCCAUCCAACACUGUAUUUGAUGUAAAGAAGUUUCUUGGAAGAAAAUACAGUGAUCCUAUAAUUCAGAACAAUCUACUGUCGUGGCCGUUUAGGGUCAUUUCUAGUAAAGAUGACAAGCCCAUGAUUCGUUUUAGUUACAAAGAUAAGGAAAAACACCUUUCGCCUGAAGAAAUAUUAGCUUUGAUAUUCAAAAAGAUGAUGGAUACUGUGAAGGCGUUUUUGAAGUCACCGGUAAAAAAUGCAGUGAUUACAGUGCCUGCAUAUUUCAACGAUUCUCAGCAAAAAGCCAUCAAUGAUGCUGCUGUCAAUGCUGGCCUCAAUGUAAAGGGAUUAAUUAAUGAACCAACUGCUGCUGCCAUUUCAUAUGGUCUUCAUAAGAGAGCAACUUGUGUUGAAAAUAGAAAUAUUCUCGUAGUUGAUCUUGGUGGCGGAACUUUUGAUGUGUCUCUCAUCACAUUCAAGGAUGGCAAGUUUGAAAUAAAGGCGGCGAGAAACACUCAAUUUGGAGGUGAAGACUUUAAUGAAAGAAUGAUGAACCAUUUUGUGAAGGAGUUCAAGAGAGAGCACAAAAGCGACAUUAGUAGAAACUCAAGGGCGCUUAGGAGGUUGAGAACUGCGUGUGAGAGGGCGAAAAAUGCACUUUCAUUUUAUAGUUCCACUUUUUUAGUAGAAGAUAUAUAUGAUGGACUUUAUUUCUUUUCAUCAAUAACGUCGGCUAAGUUUGAGCAACUCAACAUAAACCUCUUUGAUACUUUUAUGAAUAUAAUUAAGGUCUGUCUUUUUGAUGCGAAGAUAAACAAUAGCAGUGUUGAUGAAGUUGUUCUAGUGGGUGGCUCUUCAAGGAUUCCCAAAGUUCGGCAGCUACUGCAGAACUUUUUCAAAAAAGGGAAGAAUAUCUUCGAUAUAAUCGGUCCUGAUGAGGUUGUUGCUUGUGGUGCAACUAUACAUGCUGCAUUGUUGAGUGGAAGUCUUAAGAAUGUUCCAAAGGAAGUGCAUCAAUAUCUUACAAGGUUGUCUCUUGCAGAACUGGAACCAGAGCCAAUACCAAGAAAUAUAGUGAAUCAUAAAAGAGUUAAGCUUACAAUUGAGGAUAACAGUUCUAAGAUCAUGAUUGAUUUUCAAGGUGGUGUUGGAAUUACUCUUAAUGUUCCUGGUUCGUUUGAUGUCUCACUUCCUGAUACUGCUCUAGCCCUUCCUAUCAAUUGUUGCUUUGCUACGGAUUCUGAUGGUAUGUUAAAUGUUUCCACUGAGGUACAAACUAUUUCCAAAGAUAUCAAAAUAACAAAUGAGAAUGUGAGGGUGGAGUUUCGAAGUAUUGAUCAUAUCAUUAGACCACAGAUGGCUACAUUUGACAAUGCGAGAGAUGUGAUCCAAGACAUCUGUUGUAAGGAGAAUGCCACAGAUGCAGGGAAGGUGGCGGUCAUGGUUUGGGUGUUGUGGAAUAACUGGAAUAAUUGGAUUUGGAAUGAAGAUAAAAAAGAUGCUAACCAAUUAGGCGCGCAAGGUUAUCAUAUGUGGCAAGAGUGGUUCUUGGCCCAAGGGUCAAUGGGUAACGAAACCAAUAGAAUUCACUACCAGACUACAUGGCGACCACCUCAACCGGGCACGACUAAUGGAGGAUGGUGUGUUAGAGAUGGCGGUGGAAGAUUCAUUGUGGCGGGUACAUCGUGGAAUAAUGGUAGAUUUUCUAUUGUUGAAGUGGAGGCAAUUGCUUUGAAGGAAGCAAUCCAAGGAGCAAUCAACUUAAAUCUGCAGAACAUCAUUUUUGAAAGCGACUCCCAACUAGUGGUCCAAGCAACUCAUGCUACUUCUCCGGGUAACUCUGAAUACAAUAUGAUUAUAAAUAGUAUCCAAAAUUUGCUAAAUUCUCGAGACGACUUUGAGGUUAAGUUUGUUAAGCAUCAAGCCAAUUAUUGGUCUCGACGCGCGGUUCUCUACUUGAUUCCUCCGUGUAUUGAACAAUAUUUAUUUAAUGAAAUGAAUUGA
Messenger RNA from Vicia villosa (hairy vetch), 2172 nucleotides. RefSeq names its product heat shock 70 kDa protein 18-like. Gene Ontology annotation, cellular component: cytoplasm. Lineage: Eukaryota; Viridiplantae; Streptophyta; Magnoliopsida; Fabales; Fabaceae. The transcript has 4 exons. Gene Ontology annotation, biological process: cellular response to unfolded protein; protein refolding. The record is from RefSeq and is a predicted model, not a curated record. Bases 1 to 2172 code for a protein of 723 amino acids. Gene Ontology annotation, molecular function: nucleic acid binding; heat shock protein binding; ATP hydrolysis activity.